Messenger RNA from Trichomycterus rosablanca, 3854 nucleotides. RefSeq names its product period circadian clock 2 (gene per2). Gene Ontology annotation, cellular component: nucleus; cytoplasm. The record is from RefSeq and is a predicted model, not a curated record. Lineage: Eukaryota; Metazoa; Chordata; Actinopteri; Siluriformes; Trichomycteridae. Gene Ontology annotation, molecular function: transcription cis-regulatory region binding; transcription corepressor binding. Gene Ontology annotation, biological process: negative regulation of transcription by RNA polymerase II; circadian regulation of gene expression; entrainment of circadian clock by photoperiod.
CCGAGGCAAGUGCAGUGUGUCAACCGGUACAGUUCAGAAAUACUACCGUGCACAAAGAGCAGGAGAAAAGUCGCUUUGGAGACCCUGAAGGAAGAGUUCCCAGAAAUCUAAUUACACUUCCUAACACCACUAUGGAAAUGGGUUCAUAUAUUAUCAGUACACCUACCCGCUAAUCCAUCUCCAAUGUCUGAAGACUCAAACUCCAAACCAUACCUGUUUUCAUCUCUGGACGGCCAGGACCAGGUCAUCGGCCACAGUUCCAUGGCAACGCUCCAUCGAAUAGCUGACUUUGCAGAAGCAUGCGAGCUUGGCCUGGCCUCAGAGGGCAGCGAGAGCAGCAGUCAGGACCCUUCCGCAUCACCCCACAGCGACGGCAAAAUAUCUCACUCACUGCACGAGGACGUGGAGAUGAAGAGCAGCGGGUCCAGCGGGAGCGGGACUGAAUCGCAGAGCAACCAGUCUCACGGCAAUGAAUCUAAUGGGAAUGAGUCGAGUGGAAGUUCAAACGGCAAUAGCAAGGAUUCGGCUCUUUUGGAAUCAUCGGGAAGCAACAAGAGCUCCAGCUCCAACUCCCACAGUCCAUCUCUACCCAGCAGCUCCAAUGCCUACAGUCUGCUCAGUGCAAGUUCUGAACAGGACGACCCUUCCACUAGUGGUUGCAGUAGUGAAGAGUCUGCCAAGGCAAAGACGCAGAAAGAGCUGAUAAAAACCCUCAGAGAGCUGAAGCUCCAUUUACCGGCUGAUAAAAGGAACAAGGGCAGCAAGUCCACCACUCUGAACACAUUGAAGUACGCCCUGCGCUGCGUCAAACAGGUCAAAGCAAAUGAGGAGUACUAUCAGAUGCUUAUGAUCAAUGACAGCCAGCCGCCUGGACCGGAUGUGUCCUCGUAUACGAUGGAAGAGAUAGACAGCAUCACGUCUGAAUACACUAUGAAAAACCCAGACAUGUUUGCAGUGGCGGUGUCCCUGGUCACAGGAAAAAUUGUCUACAUCUCAGACCAGGCGGCAUCCAUUCUCAACUGCAAGCGGGAGGUGUUCAAGAACUCCAAGUUUGUAGAGUUCCUCACUCCACAGGACGUCAGUGUUUUCUACAGCUUCACAACACCGUACAGGCUGCCUUCCUGGAGCAUAUGUACUGGAGCUGAGGCCUCACCUUCUGAGUGCAUUCAGGAAAAGUCCUUCUUCUGUCGCAUCAGUGGUGGAAGGGAACGUAGAGGGAACCUGCAGUACUACCCGUUCCGUAUGACUCCCUACUUGAUGAAGGUGCAGGACACUGAACACGCAGAAGACCAGUUGUGCUGCCUUCUUCUGGCUGAAAGAGUGCACUCUGGAUAUGAAGCUCCGAGGAUCCCUACCGACAAGUGCGUCUUUACCACCACGCACACACCGAACUGUGUGUUUCAGGAGGUCGACGAAAGGGCUGCCACAUUACUGGGGUAUCUACCGCAGGAUCUGAUUGGUACACCAGUUCUCCUGCACCUGCACCCGAACGAUCGACCAAUAAUGCUUGGGAUUCACAGAAAGAUCUUGCAGUACGCUGGUCAGCCGUUUGACCAUUCAUCGAUUCGUUUCUGUGCACGGAAUGGAGAGUACAUCACUAUGGACACCAGCUGGUCCAGCUUCGUCAAUCCCUGGAGCCAGAAGGUGUCCUUUGUCAUUGCACGUCACAAAGUCUGCAUGGGUCCAGUUAAUGAGGAUGUGUUCGCAGCUCCGGCCACGGCUGAGGGUAAAGCAAUGGACUCCGACGUCCUGGAAAUCACAGAGCAAAUUCAUCGGCUUUUGCUACAGCCUGUACAUAGUAAUAGCUCGAGUGGCUAUGGAAGCCUGAGCAGUAAUGACCAUCUAGUGAGCGUGCCUUCAUCCAGCGAGAGCAUCGGAAAUGGAGCUCGUUCACGCACUGAGGAGGAGGAGGGUCAAUCCAAAGCUAAAACAUUUCAGGAGAUCUGUAAAGGUGUUCACAUGCAGAAGAACCAGGGGCAGCAGUGUAGAAAGAGUCCAGGCACACAACUGACCCAGAAGUGUCCAGCGAUUCGACCAAAAGAUUCAGCCUACCCGGUGAACUCCCGAGAGACUGUGGAAGACCAGCAGGUCCUUGUACAGGAAGAACUUGCCUUUAAAGACCAAACUGUGUACUCCUACCAGCAGAUCAGCUGCCUGGACAGUGUCGUCAGGUAUCUGGAAAGCUGCAAUGUGCCUAUUACUGUGAAGAGAAAGUGCCAGUCAUCCUCCAACAGCACGUCUUCUAACUCGGAUGAGGACAAGCAGAAGGCCGCUGAGGGCUCUAUGCAGGUGGUUGAAGGAUCUGGUCACCUAAAAUCCCAGGCUGGCCUCUCGCCUUUAGACGUGUCGGAGAAGCCAAGCGGCUCGGGGGUGGCGAGCACCUCGCUGACCCCCCUGGCAUUACCCAGCAAAGCUGUGAGGGUGGUGUCUAUCACUAGCCAGUGCAGCUACAGCAGCACCAUUGUCCACAGUGGUGACAAGAAACCACAACCUGAUUCAGGGAUCAUCGAAGACGGCCCCGGCGCAGGAGACACGGCAGAAGGUCCUGCUCCAUCCGCUCCUCCUACCUCCCUGUCACCACCCAGUCAGGAGAGAGAAGCCUAUAAGAAACUGGGCCUAACCAAACAGGUGCUGGCAGCACAUACACAGAAAGAGGAGCAGGCCUUCCUCCACCGCUUCAGGGAGCUGAGGGGGGUUCACGCCUUUAAAGCGGAUUCCCAUUACCUCGAGCGGAAGAAAGGACAAGCCGUGGCGCAUGCUGGACCUUCUCGUGAUGGGAAGCAGAGGGGUACAGAAGAGCCUUGCAGAGGGGGUCAUAAUAAAAAGUCCAAGUCCAAGCGCGUCAAACGGAACGAGCCGUCGGACAGCGCCUUGUCGCACCGGAAGCAGCUGUUCAGACAGGAGCUACAAGGCUUGAAUCAGACUUCUUGGUCUCUCUCGGACGCCUCGCUGUCUGGCUUCCCUGGCAGUAGUGCCAUGCCACCCAAUGUUGACACUGUCCCACUCCCAGGAUUCAGGGACAGCCAGUACUCGCAGGAUCUGCGUUUCUCCACACAGCCCAUGCAGCCGCAGUUCCCAGCUCCAUUGGUCACGCCGGUGGUAGCGCUGGUGCUGCCAAACUACAUGCCUCAACAGUUAGGAAGUGCCCCUCGUCAGCCUUUCUACCCAGAGCAGAAUUUGUUCCAGUCCCCUCAAGCCUCUAUAUCACCUCAAACAGCAUUCCCAGUACAGACUCCGUUCACCACACAGAACCCUUUCCCAGCACCACCGUUUCCCUUCACAGUCCCAGACAAACAACCGAAACCUGCGGAUCCUGAAAUAAAAGAGGCGCCAUCGAGGAGUUGCACUCCUCAGUCAGUGGGUAGGCAAGACCCAUCUUCUCCACCUCUGUUUCAGUCACGGUGUAGUUCACCCCUGCAGCUGAACCUGUUGCAGCUGGAGGAGAGCCAGCGGUCCAGUGAGAGGCAAGACAUUGUGGCGCCCUCUAGCGGUACUUAUGGUAGUACUGCAGCAGAGAAAGGAGCAAAUACUGGCAUAGAGGCUGCAGUGAACAAACAUCAGUCUGGCAGCCUCUUUCUGGAGCACAAAUCCCAUACACAUGUAAAGCCAAUUGAUAUUCAUACAGAAGUGUUCAGAGUACUACACUACUCCUUCCUCAUUCUUUAACCACUCAUGCCAGCUCCUCUACCAGACAGUGGAAGUAGCUGUAACAGCAUGCAGCAGCUGCAAAAAGUGGGAUUAUAUCCGGCCUUCCCUCUCGUUCCAGUUCUUUCAAUUGUGUCCAUUUUAAGUAUGUGGUUAUAAAUAAAUGUAAUCAUCAUGUUAACUUUUUAAUAAUAAAAUGUUUUAAUAGA